AAGCUAUAGUGUAGCCACUUAGCGUUCAUGAAAUGGCGUCAGGUAAAAAAGUUGCAAUUAUCGGAGCAGGUAUUUGUGGAAUCUCCAGUGCAAUUUGUUUACAAGAUGCUGAUCCUACGCUGGACUUGACCAUAAUUGCCGAUCAGUUCUCUCCAAACCUUACCAGUGAUGUUGCUGCAGGAUUCUGGGACCCUGUGUUUCUGAAAAAUACACCACUUGAGAAACAAAGAAUAUGGGGCAAAGCAACAUUUGACUAUCUGAGAACCAUUGUAGACACAGAAGAAGCUUUUAAAUAUCAAAUGAAUUAUGUAACAGCUUAUGAACUUUAUGAUGAACCAGCUAAAGAAUCUCCUUUCAGCGACAUUUUUUUGUAUUUCAAACGCCUUUCAAAGGAAGAGCUACAGCGGAACUUUCCCAAUGAUAUAAUCAAUGGCUUUGUAAUGAAGUCCAUUAUGAUCCCUGGAACACCCUACAUAACUAUCAAGUUAAAAGAAUUUCAACAGAAAGGAGGGAAUGUUGUUCAAAAGAAAUUAAUCUCGUUUGAUGAGUUGGCAGGUAGAUAUGAUGUUGUUGUGAAUUGUACAGGUCUUGGCGCAUAUAAUUUGUGUCAGGAUGCCUCCCUUAUCCCAUGGCGAGGACAAGUUUUGAAGAUGAAAGCCCCUUGGUUAAAACAUGCCUACAUUUGUACAAAAAAAAAUGAAGAAAAACAAGGUUUAGUUACUUACAUUUUUCCAAGAUUCAAUGAUGUAGUUGUCGGAGGAACUAUUCAGUCAGACAACUGGGACACUUGUAAUAAUGAAGAAGAAAUACAGGCAAUAAUUGACAGAGCUGCAGAAUUGGAACCUACCAUCAAGAAAGCUGAACUGAUUAAAGCUAUGGUGGGUUUAAGACCAGUGAGAAAUGGCAUUCGUCUAGAAAAAGAAGUGAUGAAAGUAUCCACCCAAUAUGGAACAAGAAUGAAGCUUCAGGUAGUUCAUAAUUAUGGUCAUGGUGGUGCUGGUUUAAGCUUGUUCUGGGGUUGUGCUCAAGAGUUGUUCAUACGGCAGUAAUAAACCACUGAUGCACUCCCCACCUCAGCACAUCCAAAGAAUCCACACUUUCUGUAUCAGAGUCUUGGGCAACCUAUACCAAGGAUGAUGAAUAAGUGCAUUUAACUGGAAACAUUGGUGCGAUAAUAAGUAAUCUAACUUUAUAUGUUAGAUACAUACCCUCA
This is a messenger RNA of Dendronephthya gigantea, 1213 nucleotides long. RefSeq names its product D-aspartate oxidase-like. NCBI's taxonomy places the organism in Eukaryota, Metazoa, Cnidaria, Anthozoa, Malacalcyonacea, Nephtheidae. Gene Ontology annotation, molecular function: D-amino-acid oxidase activity; FAD binding. The record is from RefSeq and is a predicted model, not a curated record. The transcript has 11 exons. The coding region runs from base 33 to 1049 and encodes 338 amino acids.